Molecule: messenger RNA, 1745 nt
Organism: Mucor mucedo
Lineage: Eukaryota; Fungi; Mucoromycota; Mucoromycetes; Mucorales; Mucoraceae
Product: cystathionine beta-synthase
Exons: 3
Coding region: 55-1545 (496 amino acids)
Cellular component (GO): cytoplasm
Molecular function (GO): cysteine synthase activity; cystathionine beta-synthase activity
Source: RefSeq, a predicted model, not a curated record
AGCAAAGAAAAUAUUUUUUUCUUCUUUUUCUUUAUACACUUAAUUUUUUUUAACAUGUCUACCGAAUUACAACACAUUUUUGAAAAGUACAACCACAAGCACAAUUCUGCUCCUGCUCCCAAGAUCUCCAACACCAUUUUGGAGAACAUUGGUCGUACCCCUCUUGUUCGUUGUAGCAAGAUUGCCAAGGAAGAAGGUUUAAAGUGUGAACUUUUGGCCAAGUGUGAAUAUUUCAAUGCUGGUGGAUCCGUCAAGGAUCGUAUCGCUGCCCGUAUGGUUGAAGAAGCUGAAAAGGCUGGUACCAUUAUUCCCGGUGUUAGUACCAUUAUUGAACCUACCUCUGGUAACACUGGUAUUGGUUUGGCUCUUGCUGCUGCCGUCAAGGGUUAUCGUGUUAUUAUCACAUUACCCGAAAAGAUGUCCCAAGAAAAGGUUGAUGUCUUGAAGGCUCUUGGUGCUGAAAUUAUCCGUACACCUACUGAAGCUGCUUGGGAUGCCCCUGAAUCUCAUAUUGGUGUUGCCCGUAAAUUGAGAGAUGAAAUCCCCAAUGCUGUUAUCUUGGAUCAAUACACUAACCCUUACAACCCUAUUGCUCAUUACGAUACUACUGCUGAAGAACUCUUGGAGCAAUGUGAUGGUAAGAUUGAUAUGUUGGUUGCUGGUGCUGGUACUGGUGGAACCAUCUCUGGUAUUGCCCAAAAGCUCAAGGAAAAAUUACCCAACAUUAAGAUUGUUGGUGUUGAUCCCAUUGGUUCUAUCUUGGCCCAACCUGAAUCCUUAAACACUGAAGGUGGUUCUUACCAAGUUGAAGGUAUUGGAUAUGAUUUCAUUCCUGAUGUCCUCAAGCGUAACUUGAUUGAUGUCUGGGUCAAGUCUGAAGAUAAGCCUUCUUUCUUAAUGUCUCGUCGUUUGAUUCGCGAAGAAGGUCUCCUCUGUGGUGGUUCUUCUGGUACUGCCAUGUACGCUGCUGUUCAAGCUGCCAAGGAAUUAAAGGAAGGUCAACGUUGUGUUGUCAUCUUGCCUGAUUCUGUCCGUAACUAUAUGACCAAGUUCUUGAAUGACGAUUGGAUGAGAGAGAGAGGUUACACUGAUGAAAAGUUUGAGGAAUCCAGCUUUGAAAACAAGGCCAAGAAGGACUUUGCUGGUGCCACUGUCCGUGACCUCAAGUUGGCUGAUGCCGUCACUAUUGACAGCGAGACCACCUGUAAGGAAGCUAUUGAUUUAAUGGAAAAGAAUGCCUUUGAUCAAUUGCCUGUAACUGCUGGUCCUCAUCGUCGUCUUCGUGGUCUUGUUACCAUGGGUAACAUUCUCUCUCGUAUUGCUACUGGUCGUGCUAAGCCUGAUACCCAUGUCUCCGAAGUCAUGUUCCAUUUCACUAAGGGAUCCAAGGAGUUUGAAGAAAUCACUGAAUCUACUCCUUUAGAUAAGUUGACUCGUUUCUUCGAGACCAACUCAUCUGCUUUAGUUACAGACUCUCAUAAGGUCAAGCACGUUAUCACAAAGGUUGAUUUACUCUCUUACUUGGUCAAGAACGUCAAGGCUUAAACUUACAAAAUAAUUUCAUAUUUAGACGUAUACAUAUAUUUCAUCCCUCUCUCCUCUCUCAUAUACAUUUUCUUGUCAGAAAAUCCCAAUAAAAAAGUAUUUCCAUACCUUUUUUGUGUGUACAAUGAUGGCAAUUAAACUUUGUCCGUUGUAAUGAAUAUCACCUACUCUCUGCUUUUUGCCUCUUGAUUUUUUUUUUU